This is a messenger RNA of Nerophis lumbriciformis (worm pipefish), 555 nucleotides long. The record is from RefSeq and is a predicted model, not a curated record. Lineage: Eukaryota; Metazoa; Chordata; Actinopteri; Syngnathiformes; Syngnathidae.
AUGGCGGCGGUCUACUCGUCGCCACCAUCUGACUAUUCCCCGCUGUUUUUCCCUUUCCUGCAGCAGCUUUACGCCUGCCUCCGAGCACUUUUUCCUUCUCCUGUUUUCUGUUUGUUCUUCUACCCCGAGUCUGCUUCCUACAACCCAGGCUUGAACAACGAGGCCGGCACCCUCAUGGUCUUGGUGCCGUUCAAGCAACAGGAUCUACGGUGGCUCAAGGAGAUCCUCUACAAUGAGAAGAGGGUCAGGAAAGGCUUCUGGAAGCCUCCUCCCCAAAUCUGGCUUGGUGACGUCAGUCAAAUCCGAGUGCUCGACCCGCACUUUUUGCACCAGACGGCGGAGAAGCUGCUCCGGAUCCCCCUGAACCCCAAGAAAAACCAGAACUCGGCACAUCCCACCACGGGCAUCCUCGCUAUCUUCGUCGCUCUCAACUAUUGCGACGUGGUCCACAUAGCAGGUUUUGGCUACCCCAUCUCCAAAAGCAUCAAUCACCCCAUUCAUUACUACGGCUAUGACACCAUGAAGUCCAUGAAGCACACAAUGGAGACACUAUGA